This is a messenger RNA of Anopheles maculipalpis, 258 nucleotides long. RefSeq lists its product as uncharacterized. The coding region runs from base 1 to 258 and encodes 85 amino acids. The transcript has 4 exons. The record is from RefSeq and is a predicted model, not a curated record. NCBI's taxonomy places the organism in Eukaryota, Metazoa, Arthropoda, Insecta, Diptera, Culicidae.
AUGGAUAACUCAUUGACUGAUAGUAUUAAUGUGAUAUCAAAUCGAUCGAAACCCAAUGACAUGAUUAUUCUGUUUGGCGAUUUCAACCUCUCAUCUAUAAACUGGUCUCCACCUCAAACUCGAUACGGUGAAUACUUAGCUAGGCUGGAGAGAAACAUGACCAAAACCCCUAAAGCAUUCUGGGCCUUUGUCAAUAAUAGCCGAAAAACGAAUGUAAAACCUAAUACUCCGACCAGCAUGAGCUACAACAACACUUAG